Messenger RNA from Baudoinia panamericana UAMH 10762, 990 nucleotides. RefSeq lists its product as uncharacterized. The transcript has a single exon. Lineage: Eukaryota; Fungi; Ascomycota; Dothideomycetes; Mycosphaerellales; Teratosphaeriaceae. Gene Ontology annotation, molecular function: pyrroline-5-carboxylate reductase activity. Bases 1 to 990 code for a protein of 329 amino acids. The record is from RefSeq and is a predicted model, not a curated record. Gene Ontology annotation, biological process: L-proline biosynthetic process.
AUGUCUUUCGUUAAUGGUCGAGACACCAAUGGCGGGAAAGCCGAUUCGUCUGGGCUUACGCUCACCUUUCUCGGUUGCGGCACGAUGGGAAUAGCAAUCCUAGGUGGCAUUCUUGAUUCGCUAUCGACAGGCUCCCAAGAAACUGCCUCGGCUACAGCAUCAAGCACAUCGACGGCGGUGCCAACACCACGGAGAUUGCCAUCCAGGUUUAACGCUUGUGUGAGACGGCCGGAGAGUGCGAAGCGUAUUCGCAAGGAACUGGGCCACUAUUCAGCCUUCCAGCAUGUCACGAUCCGCGAGAAAGAGAACCUAAUUGCGACUCAAGCAGCAGACGUUGUACUACUUGGUUGCAAGCCACAAAUGGUUGCCGGGAUUUUACAUGCUGAAGGCAUGCGCGAAGCGCUUACCGGGAAAGUACUGAUCAGCAUUUGUGCCGGUGUCACGGAGCAACAGAUUGAAAGCUAUCUGGCUGAAAUCGGUGCAUCUGGAUGCACGGUCGUCCGCGUAAUGCCAAAUACCGCCGCUGCUGUGCGCGAGAGCAUGACCGUCAUUGCUACCUCAAACCCACCAUUGUCUGAGGAGACCGACGUUCUCAUAGCUUGGAUAUUUACCCGCAUCGGUCGCGUAGUCCACCUUCCGUCCAACACUAUGGAUGCGUGUACUGCCCUUUGCGGAUCGGGUCCGGGCUUCGUAGCAGUCAUGGCCGAGUCUCUAGCUGCCGGCGCGAUAGCGAUGGGUAUCCCGAGGGAUGAGGCAUAUCUCAUGGCUGCACAGACUAUGCGGGGCACGACUGGUCUUUUACUUGCGGGUGAGCAUCCGGCCAUUCUUCGGGACAAGGUGAGCACGCCCGGAGGUUGCACGAUUGGUGGAUUAUUGGUCCUUGAAGAGGGUGGUGUGAGGGGUACCAUCGCAAAGGCUGUGAGGGAGGCUACGGUUGUGGCUAGUCAAUUGGGACAAGGCAAGAGUGGUGUGAAUGGCACGAGAAGGUGA